GCCCAGCACCACCCCCAGCCAAUCACCGGGUUCCAGUCCAAAGAAUUCCUUCCUACGUCCCUGGCCAGCGUAUCUGGGCCCAAGCCUGGGGCCGUGGGACAAAGUUGGUGAAGAGGGGCGCUCGAACUUCAGUACCUCCCCUGGCCUAUAGUGGCGUUCCGAGGCAGCCAGAGGAUAGCGGCACUCAGGAUCCUAGCAAGGUAAGGCGGGCAAUUGCUGACCAGAAGCGGUUCGAGGCAGCACGUCCCUUCUAGCUUGCCGUAGGCGCGAGAGCACGCGCCCACGUGACCCAGACUGCGCCAUGGCGGGCCCUAGGCCUUGGUCCCUCUUCUGGGAAUGGGGUAAGAACAUCAUCUGCGUGGGGAGGAACUAUGCCGACCACGUCCGGGAGAUGGGCAGCACGGUACUCCGCGAACCCGUUCUCUUCCUGAAGCCAUCCACCGCUUACGCGCCCGAGGGCUCACCGGUGCUGAUACCCCCCUACUGCCGAGAUCUGCACCACGAGCUGGAGCUAGGCGUGCUUAUGGGCAGGUGUGCCCGCGCCGUCCCCGAGGCCGCCGCCAUGGACUACGUGGCUGGGUACGCCCUAUGCCUGGACAUGACCGCCAGGGACGUGCAGAAUGAGUGUAAGAAAAAAGGGUUGCCCUGGACCCUGGCCAAAAGCUUCACCUCCUCCUGCCCGGUCAGCGCCUUCGUGCCCAAAGAGAAAAUCCCUGACCCUCACGCCUUGAGACUGUGGCUCAAGGUCAAUGGCGAACUUCGGCAGGAGGGCGAGACAUCCUCCAUGAUCUUUUCCAUCCCCUACAUCAUCAGCUAUGUUUCUAAGAUAAUAACCUUGGAAGAAGGAGACCUUAUCUUGACGGGGACGCCAAAGGGAGUUGGGCCAGUUAAAGAAAACGAUGAGAUCGAGGCUGGCAUAGACGGAGUGGUCAACAUGAGGUUUAAGGUGGAAAAGUCGGAAUAUUGAGACUGUACAAGGUGGCCUAACUUCUUAAGUGCCAAGAGAGAAGGGAGCAAGACUUAGAAGCAUACAGGAGUUAUUACAUAUGACAAUCUUUUCAUAGAAACCACUUGUACAAAAUGAUUUGAUUGACUUGUUAGUCUUCAAUCACAAAAAAUAAACCCUUCAGGAAAAACAUGAUCUGGAAGAGCUGAGACAGAAAUGGAAACAACUAAAACAAAGGAUUUAUGAUGCAUCUUAGGAAGAGAAUAUAUGGAACCAAACCUUAGUAAGUCUGCUUGUACCGCUGAGCUGUAUCCCCUGCCCAAACCUUCAUAAGUCUUAAUUUUUUUCCUAAAACUGAACUGAGUAAGACUUUUCAGUGCAUCAUUCUAGGAUCAGUUGUUCAAGACAAAUCUUCAAAGGAAACUAAAUGCUAUGUUCCAUUCAGUGUUUUUCAAACUUCCCUGGACUUGUUAGUCAUGUAAAGUAUUUGUAAAAAUAAAAAAUUCCAAAUUUCUGACCCAUCCUGGACCCAUUGAAUUAAUGAAAUUAAUUUCCAGGGAAACUUUACAGAGGACUUCAGUGAUUCUUCACCAGGGAAAUAUGGAAAAACACUACUACACAUAAUCAGUUAAAAGUUUUAUUUUGUUAAAUGAACAAUUGUUGAAGACCUCUCCUGGUUGCUUAGAGUAUCUGUCCUGCCCUUUAUAUUGAAUUUGGGAAAUAAUAUGUUAUUUUAUUGAAUAUGUUAUUUUCCAAAUAAAUAGCUUCCUUUUGUGUAUCUUAAAA
Molecule: messenger RNA, 1732 nt
Organism: Chinchilla lanigera (long-tailed chinchilla)
Lineage: Eukaryota; Metazoa; Chordata; Mammalia; Rodentia; Chinchillidae
Gene: Fahd1
Product: fumarylacetoacetate hydrolase domain containing 1
Exons: 1
Coding region: 302-967 (221 amino acids)
Cellular component (GO): mitochondrion
Molecular function (GO): acetylpyruvate hydrolase activity
Source: RefSeq, a predicted model, not a curated record